AUGAACAAGAAAUACGACAAGCUUGGUGAUGCUGCCUUCAGCAAGGUAGACAAGAUUAGUGCAGAGUUGUUCACUCUUACAUAUGGCGCAUUGGUUACACAACUGAUCAAGGACUAUGAAGAUAUUGACCAAGUCAAUACCAAGCUUGAGCAAAUGGGAUAUAAUAUAGGCGUUAGAUUGAUCGAGGAGUUCUUGGCAAAGUCGAGCAUUGGACGUUGUGCAGACUUUAUCGAGACGGCAGAGGUGAUUGCAAAGGUUGGUUUCAAGAUGUUCUUGGGCGUCAGUGCUCAGAUCAGUGACUGGGACGCCGAGAAGAAGGAGUUCCAUCUGAUCAUCGAUGACAAUCCCUUGGUGGACUUUGUCGAGCUCCCUGAGCAUCUCAAGCACAAGCUUUACUACUCAAACAUCUUGUGUGGCGUCAUGAGAGGAGCUCUCGAAAUGGUUCAGAUGAAGGUCAAGUGUACCUUUGUCAAGUGCGCACUGUCUGAUGAGUCACCAUCAGAGAUCAAGGUUGUUCUGGAAGAGGUCUUGUCUGAUCUGGCGCCAGUUGGCUAUGACUAA
Molecule: messenger RNA, 561 nt
Organism: Acytostelium subglobosum LB1
Lineage: Eukaryota; Evosea; Eumycetozoa; Acytosteliales; Acytosteliaceae
Exons: 3
Coding region: 1-561 (186 amino acids)
Biological process (GO): intra-Golgi vesicle-mediated transport; endoplasmic reticulum to Golgi vesicle-mediated transport
Cellular component (GO): cis-Golgi network membrane; TRAPP complex; cytosol
Source: RefSeq, a predicted model, not a curated record